Messenger RNA from Parnassius apollo (apollo), 717 nucleotides. The record is from the annotation of a GenBank genome assembly. Lineage: Eukaryota; Metazoa; Arthropoda; Insecta; Lepidoptera; Papilionidae.
AUGAGGCUGAAGUCUAAAACUCUUUUCCAGCUGUGCAGGGAGCUAUUUUCGAAAAUUCCAUUCGAUAUUUAUGAGGAUGUAUUUACAGAUGACGUACACGGAACAAGCGAAACCAUAAAAUCAACAAAUGAAAAUAUGAACCUGAACAUACCAUCACCUACUUGUGUUCUUGAAGAAGAUCCUUUUAUGGCCGUGCAUGAAAAUACAUCCUCACCAUAUUUACUCACGUCAGAAAAUCAGCAUGGUGUCGUGUCCAUCUUAAAUAUCACCUCAGCUCUAACCCCUUUAAAUACUUCUACCCUGAUAUCAGACCUGUCACCUUUCCCGCAACCGAUCACCCCAAUUAUUGACAACAAUGGACAAACACCUAUGUUAUCACCAGCAAAAACUCAUGGUGAGGUAUGUAACGACUUUUUUUGUUCCACUCACGAUGGUGCAGACAUAGCAAUAACUGUCAAUCAAUCAAGCACAGCUGUGUCUUCAUACCGGUUGUUUCCAGCGCCUCUUAUUCGAUGUAGAGGUAAAAAACGUGUCCAAAAUUAUGACGAUUGGGAAGAAAUUAAAAGAAAACGCUUAACAAAUGCAGGGAAAGAAUACAUCUCCAAAAAGGGCGUUAUUGUUCAAGCAAAAACUAUAGGUAGGUCUUGCACAUGUAGAUAUAAAUGUUACACUAUGUUGACUCUCGAAGAAAGACAGGAUGCAUUUGAAAAGUUUUGA